Clunio marinus is the source of this 606-nucleotide messenger RNA. Lineage: Eukaryota; Metazoa; Arthropoda; Insecta; Diptera; Chironomidae. The record is from the annotation of a GenBank genome assembly.
AUGUCCUUUUGCUGUCAAGAUAGUUUGUAUCAUGAUGAUACACAUCAUUGUCAAUCAACUCAUGCAAAGCUAGGUGUAAGUUUUAAUGAUUUGGUAACAUUUUUCCUAGGAAACUUACAAGAAUUUCCUUCGUUCAUUCUUCCAGAUGGUUGCAUUGAGCAAUGUGAUGAAACUGUUGGAUUUAGAGACAUAUUUGAUAUCGAAAAUGCUGCAAUCAAUCAAGAUAUAAAUGAUUUGGCUGCACUCUUCAGAGACUUAAUGGGAUAUCAGAUUUAUGCGAACGCUUUGGCUAUUACAGUACGGAUAGGAUUAGCUCAAACAGAUGAGGAGAAACAAGCGCUUAGAGAUCAAUUAAGAGAAGUAAAAUAUAAUGAUAUUACUUCAAACAAUUCUUUCAUAAAAAAAGAACCUGCGUUUCCACUUAUGGCUACAACUACGAAUAAAAUUCAAAACUUAUUGAAUUAUGUUGAAAAUAUUGGAAGAAUGAGAAAUGAAAAUUGCGAACCAUGUUUGGAUGUAAAAAACGAAAGAAACCACAUUUACAGCACCUUUUUCUGGUCGAUGGAAAUUUUCAAGGAAAUGAUUGAAAACAUUACACCUUAUUGA